This is a messenger RNA of Paramecium primaurelia, 1374 nucleotides long. Lineage: Eukaryota; Ciliophora; Oligohymenophorea; Peniculida; Parameciidae. The record is from the annotation of a GenBank genome assembly.
AUGAAACGUAUUGGCAACUAUAAAUUGGGUAAAACUAUAUAUUCUGGAACUUUUGGAAAAGUGAAAUUAUCAGUUCAUAUCCCUACUUAACAAACUGUGACCAUUAAGAUUAUGAAUAUAUAACGAUUAGUUGAUAUUAUUGAUAUAGAAAUAGUAAAACGUGAAUUACAUAUAUUUAAAAUUGUUAGACAUCCAAAUAUUAUUAUGUUAUAUGAGGUUUUUGAGACAACUAAAUAUAUUUUUACCAUAAAUAAAUGCAUGUGCUUUAUUUUAAUAACUAUUAUCAGGAAUAGAAUAUAUACAAAAAUUAAAAAUAGUUCAUAGAGAUAUAAAACUAGAGAAUCUCUUAAUAAAAUGAAGAAUUAAAAUUGUUGAUUUUGGUCUCUCUAAUACCUAUGAUGAGCUUGUGGAUCACCUUGUUAUGCAGCACCUGAAAUGAUAUCAAGAAAACUUUACAGUGGUUUAUAAGCAGAUAUAUGGAGUAGUGGAGUAUUAUUUUUUAUGUUGUGUGGAUAUUUACCUUUUGAAGAUGCAAAUACAAAUUAAUUAUACAAAAAAAUUCUAUCAGCCAAUUAUAAGGUUCCUAAUUUUUUAAGUAAUGAUGCAAAAGGUGUGUUAAAAUAAAUUUUAAAUCCAGAUCCUGAAGAUAGACAAAACAUUGAUUAAAUUAGAAAACAUCCAUGGUCUAAUUUAUAUAAAACUAGUUUUUAAAUUAAGCAAGGAAUUUUAAUUGGAUAACAUAAAAUACUAAUAGAUAACAAUGUUGUUAAUUAAGUAGAAAUAUUGGGAUUUAAAAAAAAUAUAUAUAUUAAUGUUUAAUUUCAAAUUAACAUAAUGAUGCCACUACUGCUUAUUAUUUAUUUUUGGAUUUAAUUAUAUAAUCUGGAGGAUAAACAUGUUCUGAUAUAGCAUCAGAUUAAUUUUAGGUUCAAUUGAUUGAAUUAAAUUCUUAGACAGCAAACAGUGAAAUUAAAAUAAUUAUGACUAUAGAAGAUGAAAAAUAAGAUAAUAACACUAGUAUAAAUUAUUAAUAAAUUCAAUAAAACCUGAGAUUACUCCUAAAAAUCUAUCAAGUAGAAGAUCAAAAAAAACUGAAAGAUAUCCAAUUUUUGAUAGAUUGAUGAAUAAUAAAAUAGAAAAAAUACCAUCAAAUAUAAGAUCAGAAUCAGAACAAUAAAAAACUAUGGAGAGCACUAAAAGUCAAUAUUAAUCAAAUAAAGGGAGUAAAAAUCCAUAUCUUUGAGCGAUUAUUAUUCUGAAAAAUUAAGUAAAGAAUUAACUUUAACAACAAUAUAUAAAUAAUUAAAGAGAAAGAAACCUAAAAUAAGAACUAAUUUAUUAACAAAUCAAUAAGUUUAUGGAGUUAUAAAAUGA